UCCCUAAUGAAAGAAAAUGAAGGGGGACAGGGACAGACAUCCAACGCAGGACGGAGCGGUGAGUCCCAAUAUAGUCGCCGACGUCGCCCCGUCGCGUCGAUCGGUCGGCGGUCGCAAGCAGGGACGAGGACCAUGGAGCUGUACCUGCUGCUGCACAGCGUGGUGAUGCACGCCAUCGCCGCGCUGGUGAUCCUGGUCUACAUCCCGGUCUGCGUCCCGGCGAGGCUGCUCGCGCGGGCGCUCGUGAGGCCGCGCAGGAAGGAGGACCUCAGGGGGAAGGUCGUGCUCAUCACCGGCGCCUCCUCCGGCAUCGGCGAGGAGCUUGCCUACCAGUACGCCAGGGAAGGGGCGUACCUCGCGCUGGUGGCCCGGAGGAAGCAGGCGCUCAAGAGCGUCGCCGCCGCCGCCCUGGAGCGCGGCGCGCCGGACGUCCUCGUCCUCCCGGCCGACGUCGCCGACCCGGCGCAGUCCAGGCGCGCCGUCGAGGAGACCGUCGCCCACUUCGGCAAACUAAACCAUCUGGUCGCCAACGCCGGCAUCUGGUCCAGCUGCUCCUUCGACCAGGUCACCAACAUUGCUGCCUUCACCAAGCUGAUGGAUGUGAAUUUCUGGGGCUCCGUCUACCCAACCUACUACGCCCUGCCACACCUCAAGGCCAGCAGAGGGAAGCUCGUCGUGUCCUGUUCGGCGGCGGGGACGGUGGCCACGUCGAGGAUGGCCUUCUACAAUGCCAGCAAGGCAGCGCAGCUCAGGUUCUACGAGACGCUGCGGACGGAGCUCGGCUCGGAGGUCGGCAUCACCAUCCUCACGGCGGGGUACGUCGAGUCCGAGAUAACCAAGGGCAAAGGGGUCCAGAAGGGCGGCGAGGUCGCCGUCGACGAGGACGCCAGAGAUGCGCAGAUCGGGGUGUUCCCGGUGGGCCGGGUGGAGACGCUCUGCGAGGUCGCUCUGGACGCCGUCCGGAGCGGCGACUGGUACGUGACGUGGCCCUCCAUGUACCGGCCGAUGCAGCUCGUGGCCUGCCUCGCCCCCGAGGUCCUCAGCUGGGUGUCCUACGUCCUGUACAAGGAGGAGGCCGCCAAGGGGAGCCGCCCGCUCGGGCAGAGGAUCCUGGAGGCCACCGGGGCCAAGACCCUGUUCCCGCCGUCGCUUCUGCAUCCGGUGGUCAAGACGGACUAGAGGAGAGAAAUUAAAUGUGCAGCAUCAGAUUGUGUAGCAUGCGCGCUAAAUUCACGCAAACAUAAAUAAAUUCGAAAGAACGAUCGCGUUAGAUGUUCCUUUCCACAUUUCUAUACGUGUCGUCAAUCAGCGCAUUCGCACGGGCUAGAGACAUGUUACGCUGUUCGCCUGUUCUUGUUAGUUUGUAAGUGCUAACAAAAUCAAACGAUCAACAAACUACUUGCGGUUGGUUCGUUACCUCCUUCAAAUUGGUUUGCUUGUAUAGGUUUUGUGAUGUUUGUUUGGUCCUUAGAGAUUAGAAAUGAAAGUAUAUUUUUCAA
This is a messenger RNA of Panicum hallii, 1499 nucleotides long. Its product is annotated as 11-beta-hydroxysteroid dehydrogenase 1B-like. The record is from RefSeq and is a predicted model, not a curated record. Lineage: Eukaryota; Viridiplantae; Streptophyta; Magnoliopsida; Poales; Poaceae. Bases 7 to 1179 code for a protein of 390 amino acids. The transcript has 6 exons.